AUGGAACCACUCCCAGUUGACAAUACUGUGAAGAGCACCAGCUCUUUUGGAAAAGAUUAUAAAAACUAUGCAAGGAAUACACUCUCUAAGAGAACUUCUACAGAAGAAGCCGUUCAAAAAUUCAACCAGUUCUGUACAUUAGUCGUAGAAGAGGAAGUAAAUCUUUCAAACUAUGACACAGAUCUUACAGGAGUUGUGGAAAAUUUUGCUGCUAAUCAAACUUACACUACUAAGCAACAUGUUUGGCUGAUAAAAGCUACACUACAUCUCAUUAAGGUAAUGUAUAAGAAAGAAGAGAAGUUGCCUUCUGAAGAUAUUCUCCCUCUUCUGAACAAGUGGCAAGCUAACUUUUGGAAUCCCUCCCUCAAGAAGCAUGAAAGAAGAGGAAUCUUCCUUGAUCUCCAAUCUGCUGUCAAGCCUCUCUUUUACAUCAAACUUAACGACUCAGACAUUUUCUUUGAUAGAAAGGAGAAUGAGGAUAGAGACAAGCUCUUCUCAGAAAAUAUAGAGAAACUAGUUGACCAUAACUUUGACUCUCUCGAAGAUUUACAGAAAUGGUCUAUUAAUCAUACCAUUAAAAAUCUCUCAAAUAGUAUAGAGGAAGAGGACAGUCAUGGACAAAAGAUCUCUCUGGCUCUUAAGAGAUCAGCUCUUUCUCUGCAUGACAUUGUCGAAGCUAAGCAUACAAAAGUUGCUCAUAGUGAAAACACUAUGAUAUCUUGCCUCAAGAGUAUAUUUGAAAGUAAUGCUCCCUCAACUACCGGAUAUUCCACCAGAGAUAGAAACGAUAUUAACAAAUUGCUGCAGAUCUUCUCAAGAAGCUACGACUCCCUUGAAAGUAUCAAGGCUGUCUAUAGUUUUAUUGCCAAAGUUGAAGACAUCAUCCCAUCAACUUUACUAAACCCAAGUAUUAAGAGAAACUUCAUUGGGUUCACUUUCACUGUUCUUGAAAAUCUUGUGAAAGAGAAGCCAGAUGAUUUCUACGAAGAGUUCUUCCAGUUCUUUAAACUCUCCUUAAGUGAUCUCAAAGCUGAGGCUGAAGAAUCAACCAAUGAUUUUGAUAGCUUAUUCCUUGAGAAUUUCCAAAGAUGCUAUCUAUCUCUACCCCAAAUUAUUCUGAUAUAUUCCCAAGACGAUGAGAAGUUUGACCAAAUAGUGUCUGCCUUUUGCGAAGAAUUCAAGAACUCUAAGCUUUCUAUGUAUCAAUUGAAUAUCCUCUUCACUACUCUUGGAUUAGUCGCUAGGAGUAAAAAUGCUGGUGAUGAAGAUUCAGAAUAUUUCUCAAUAGAAUUGUCAUCCAAGAAGGCUAACCUCUCUGUGUGUGCACUAGGAAGCCUUGCAGAUCAGGCCAAUUCAAUCAUUAUGUCUCUGAAAAGAUCAAUUGAUACAAAUACCAUCUCCUUUGAAAUAAAAGGUAAACACUCCAAAAAGUUCAAGGUUGAUGAUUCAAUCAACAAAAGUCUGAUUAGAGCCCUUCUUAGUGAUAGACCAGGAGUUAACAGAGAUGGAAUCCACAAAUGGGUUGUCCUCGGCGAAGGAAAGGUACCAGAAGGUGUACUCUACACUCAAAUUGCUUAUUAUGUUUUACUUCAUGGCAAAACUUCUGCUGAGAAAUUAGAUAGAAAACAUUUAAUCACUGAUACAUUACUGAAUUUUUCUCUUACCAAUCAUGCUACUUUGUCAAGAUUUGCUAUUCACACAAUAGCUUCUCUAUCUCAUCAUUCAGAAGACUUCUUCCAAAAUGUUGUCUUUCAAAGAUUGAACAUGAAAAUGAUUCAAUAUAACCAAUCUCUUGAAGCCGCUGAACUUGAGAAAUCAAGCGAUUUGGUUCAGCAUCCUCACAAAGCUAGGAGUGCCAGAAGGCUGAUCAGCUCAAUUCUGAAUACCCACAGCUUAAAUCUGUUCAACAACUCUAUUGAAUGUAAACAAGAGAAGAUCCUUGAACCUAAUGGACUUAGUGACUACUUGAUAUCUGUCAGUAGCCCUGCAUUGUAUAAUUUCAACACGAAGGGCAACUUCCAACACCAGGCUGUUUCCCAUUAUAUCCAGAGUGUUACCGACCAUUACUCUGAGAGAGGAGUUGACUUCAAAGAUAUACUUGAGAAGAUUAGCAAAGAUCUUGUUACCAAACUUGCAUCCAAAGAAUUCAUAUUCAGCACAAACAUUCAUAGAAGGAUGAUCGCCAUCAAUGUCUGUGGAGGCCUAGGUGGAAUCAGCCCUGAGUUCUAUGAGAUCGUGAGCCAAACUUUCAAGCUGAAACCAAUCAUAGAUCAGGUUAAGAAAUGCCUGAAAUGUAAGGAGCACUUCAAGGAGCGGUAUCCUAGAAUCCCAUUCUAUGACAUGAACCAUAUCUCAGACUCUGCUUCUGCCCUAAUUAAAGUCUUUGAAGAUAAGCUUAAAGCGAUUGAGGAAAUCAAAGAAGAUGAUGAAGAAGAAUUUGAAGAAGUCAAAGUAUCAACUCAAGUCAAAACUAAGCCAAAGAAAGAAAAGGACAUGAACAAGUUAUUACUUGGAGGAAUUGGACUUGGAAAGGGUAAAAAGAAGGGAAAGAAAGGAGGUAAGAAGAAAGAUGCUGAUAAGAAAUCCACUAAGAAAAUUGAAACUAAGACAACUAAAAAAUCUAAGGAAGUUGCUGCAGAGCCACCAAAGCCCCCAGUAGAAGAGAAUAAGGAGGAAAGAACAAUUAGAGACCUCAAUACUGUUAAUCAUUUCCUUGAAUAUACCUUCAACAAUGCAUGCACAUUUGUUGACUCUAUCUUGAGUAUUUAUGAACUUGCUUCAAAAGGAUCAAAUAAUGAGCUCCUUGAUAAUAUUCUGUACCAAAACAUGCAUACACUUAUUGAGUUACUCAGAUAUCCAUCAUGCAACUUCAUUCUGAAGAGAAAGCUCCCUAAACUUCUUGAAAAUAGCACUGGAAAUAGUAUCAUUCACAAAAUGAAGGACAGCAUUAUUGAAUGUUUACUUCUCUCAUCAAAAUUGCUUGAUCAUCUCCCUAUCGAGAAAUCUGAAGUUGACAAGCCGUUCAAGGUCUUCUUCAACAUUAUGUGCCAAGAUAACAUCAACUUCUCUAAUCUUGGGAGAGGAAUGAUUAGACUAAUUCUCACAAAUAUUAAUUUUGCAAUUAAGCAUCAUGUGAUCUCCCAAAGCCUUAAGGAAAGUGCAUUAGAUAUAGGCCUGAAAAUCUUGGAGUCUUCUGAAGUAUAUGAUCCAAUCGACAUGUUGAGAGUUGGCCAGAGUCUCCUUAAACAAGAUUAUGUAUCAGAACUAAGCUUUAAGUUCCUUACUUCCUUAUUCAGCAAAAUUACUGACGUUGAAAGAAUCGUAAUGUGCUCAAGGAUCUUUGAUUAUCACAGUCUGCAGCUACCAAAUUUCUUAGAUGUUAUCUAUAACUAUGACAAGCCAUUGCCAAGAUCUGAGAACUUUGAAGUGCAGUGUUGGAUAAAGCAAUACGAUGAAGAACCUAUAAACAAGAAAGCACAGAAGGUAUGGAAUAAGUACUACUCAAAUGUUGAUGUAGUUGAGACAGGAAGAGAUAAGAAGAUCAGAAUUAAAAAUUUCUCCCAAUAUGCGCUUGACUCUUUCGGAUCUGUAUCUAAAAUGACCACUGAUGCUUUUGUUGCAGCUAUCAAUAUUGAUGGAGGUCUCUUGUUAGAGUAUAUCAAGAGUAUUGAUAAAAUCAUUGAUUCUUAUCCAGACCAGACUCAGAAAGAUGAGCAGCUGAAGUUCUUUGCAUCAGUCAUCAAUUCUGUAUCAAACCUUAUUGAUGAGUCACAGUUGGAGAAAUUAUUUGAGUUCAUUGUGUAUGAAGGAUACCUGAACAAAGACCAAGAUAUCUCAAUUGCUUUUGAAAGAUGUGGAAUCAGUGUUUGUAUUGAGCAAGGAAAGAAACACUCUAAAGAAAUUUUGAAAAUUUUGAAGAAUUACUUACUCAAUCCAUUAAAUAAAAGAACUGAUUUGGAUUCCAAAAAGGAACAACUUGUGCUAAACGAAUCUUUAGUGCUGAUAUCAAGCUUAGCCAAACACUUUGAUAAAUCUGAUGAUUCUACUCUUGAUAUCUACGAAAGAAUUAUUGAGAUGCUUAACAUUCCAAACCAAGAGCUUAAGAAGUCUAUCAGUAAAUGUAUCUCUCCUCUUUCAAGACUUUUGGAGAGCAAAUCUAAGAAAUUCCUGAAGCAAUUAUUGACCAUGCUCCAGAAAACAAAGGAUCUUAGUACUUUGAGUGGAGCAGCAUAUGCAAUCUCAGGAAUAGUCAAAGGGCUUGGACUGAGAACAAUUGAUCAGUAUGAAAUCUUAGACACUCUUGAAAAAUUAGCUGAGGCUAAACAGGCAACAUCAUAUGUCAAAGUUGCCUUGCUCAACUGAUAUGAAGCUUUCUCCUUCACCCUGGGUAAGACUUUCGAACUCUAUCUUGAAAGAAUAGUUCCAAAGGUUUUGGAUUCUUUCUCUGAUUCAAAGAACAUUGUCAGAAAUGCAGGUAAAAACGCACUUGACAUUAUCAUGUUGAAUAUUUCAGGAUUCUGAGUAAAGAAGAUCAUAUCCACAAUUUUCUUGAAAGGUAUAGAAGAAGCAAACUGGAGAACUAAGUUAGGACAAAUUGAAGCUUUGUGCAGUAUGGCCAUGUUCGCUCCAAAUCAAGUUGCUGUUCAUCUCCCAAAGGUUAUCAGUAGUAUAAGAGCAAUCUUGCUAGAUACUCAUCCAAAAGUACAGGAAGCAGGACAGGAUGCAUUAAACAAAAUCACCAGUGCUAUGAGGAAUCAGGGAAGAUUAAACGCUCUUGCUAUCCUUGAGGUACAUUCUGAACAGCUAGCAAAAUCUAGUGCUACAGAGAACCUGACUAAAGCAUUGGAUCACUUACUUGAAACUACAUUUGUCCACUCACUUGAUGAGCCAUCCCUCGCUCUUCUCAUGCCUUUGAUUAAAGAUGGUCUUGAAGCUGUGAAUAGAAAGGUACAAAUUAAAGCAUUGAGAAUUAUUGGGCAUAUUUGCUCUAUUACAAAUGAGCCUUCAAUCAUCGCUCCUUAUCUAAGUGAAAUUGCUCCAAUCAUGGUUAACCUCCUGUUGACUGUUCACCCAAAGUUGAGAUCAGCAUCUUGUAAAGCCCUAGCAGGAAUUGUCAAAGGAAUCGGUCUCAAGAAAUGCGUCGGAACUCUUAAAUGGAUCUGUAAAAUACUCCGAGAAGCUUCUGUGGCUGAAUCCAAAAAUAUCACUGAAGCUUAUGAAGAAAUUAUGCCAGCAAGCAUGGACCCAGAAGAUAUCUGGAAAGAAGAGCUUAGCCAUAUUGAGUCUCUCUGUAUUUCAGAUGACUCCUCAAACAGAGUUGCUGGAAUCACUCUUCUUGUAGAUUAUCAUAGAUUCAUGUCAUGUUUCAAGAAUCAUGGUGGAUGUCAGAUCAAUUUCACAGAAUAUGUUAAUAAAGUACUUCCAAUGUUCGAAAAUGCUCUUCUAGAUACUAAUGAAGAUGUUAGAUCUGCUGCUGUUAAAGGAAUGAAGCUUGGUAUUGAGACAUUUGGAGAAGAUUAUCCAGACCUAUUGUUUAAGCAACUCCUUAGAGGAUACAGCCAUGGAAACUAUUGGAUCAGAUAUCACACUAUUGUUCUUCUCUCAACUUUGCUGCAUGUACUUGGAGGCGAUAUCCAUAAGAUCAAACCUGAUGAAGAGAAAAAGCAGGAAGGAGUAAUCACUUGUUACGAAAACGUAAUCAGCGCUAUUUAUAUUCUCUCAUUUGAUUCAGUUGAAAGAGUCUCUUUCACUGCAUCCUCUGCAUGGCAACUCUUUGUUGAAAAAAGGCUAGGUAGACACCUUGUCGCUCCUUUCAACGAUUCCAAGGAGUCAUUGAGAACUCUCAUUUUUAACAUGAUCAAGGUGAUCUCUUGUGAGUAUCAAGAAGUUGCUCAUAGUGGAAAGAGAGCUCUCAACAGUCUCAUGGGAAAAAUCUUUGUAAAACUCUUGGAUGAAUCCUUCGACAUUAUAAACGCAGCAUUUGAAGGUAUCACAGAUGGAGAAGCUAUACAUAGAUUCGAUUAUUUCCAAAGCCUUGUCGAAGCAUGUGACGAAGGAAUUAAUAAAUACAGAUCUAAUGUUGAAGCACUGAUUGGGAAAAUGAUCAUCCAUGACAACAUCCAUGUCAAGAAUAUGUCCAGUGAGGUUUUCAAAGCUUUCAGAAAGACACUAAACAAUGAAGAUUUUGUUAGAGAUUUCUUGAAGGAUAACUUCUGUUCCACUGAAGAAAAUGAUCCUGAACUUUUAAACAAGAAAACUACUUUCUUAGAAGCUUUAAUAGCUGACCCUUAUCUCCAAGUGAGCCCAAUUCUGACCUCUAUUUGUUUGAAUCCAAAGGAAAAUGAAGAAUCCUUGUAUCUGAGCAGGGCUAAACUCCUUAGACUGCUUGGUGAUAAAUUCCUUCCUGAUCCAGCAAAGAUGCUUUCCUUAAUCCUAAAACUUAUCUUAGAAGGCAAAGCUCUUCUUGAGAUUGAAGAGACAUCCAAAUAUCUUGCCAACGAUACAUAUGUUGACUUAGGAACAUCUCCAGAAGUUAUUGAAGAGCUUACUCUAACUAUCAAGAAUCUCAUCCCAAAGAUUCCUGCAGAGAAGAUCUAUGAGUGGCAAGAAUAUACUGAAGAGCUCUAUAAAGAGUGUGUUUCGAAGGAUAAAGUGGGAGUAUACAUUGUGUUCAUGUCUGGAUUCAUUCACCACCCAAGAUUCCAAUCGGAUCUCUACGUUGAAAUGCACAUGAAAAAUAUCUGCAGAAACAUUGACACUGCAAAUCAAGACUUAUUGUCAAAGUUGGUUGACUGACUUGAAUCUGGAGCUCAGCCAGUCACUAAGGACUCUUCGCCUCAAGCUGUGACCCUUCAUUGAGAAUGGCAUAACUCAUUUGCUAAAUGUGCUAGAAUAGAAAUUGAAGAAAAGAUGGGUAUUGAUGAAGAUGAUGAGACAUUCGAUCUCGAAACCCUUCCUAUCUUUGAAAAUCAGAAAGGAUGCCAAAUUCUUAUCCAGCUUUCUCUUUAUACCUUGCUUCAUGGAAGGAUUGAAAACAGACUCGAUGCAGCUUUCUUGUUAGGAGUCAUAGCAAAAUCUUCUCCGAUCGAGAAUUACAAGAAAAGCAUCAUCAAAAUAGCUGGAGGAUUGAUUAGAAUUGUCAAUGAUAAAUUUGAUGAUGACUUGAAAUCAACCAUCUUUAGGGCCCUCAGAAGAAUGUUUGAAAAGGGAAGCAAGCUACUCAGACCAAUGGCUGCUCCUCUCAAGACUACUUUCAAUCAAUACGCUAAACAUGAGGUUACUCUAAGCGAAGAUGUGAAAGAGGAAAGAGACAAGCUCAAAGAAGUUGUCGAUGUUACCCUUCUUAAAAAGAAAUCCAAAGGAGGUAAAUAACUUACUUUACUAUUCUACAUUGUAA
Messenger RNA from Moneuplotes crassus, 7396 nucleotides. Lineage: Eukaryota; Ciliophora; Spirotrichea; Euplotida; Euplotidae. The record is from the annotation of a GenBank genome assembly.